UCCAGACUUUGCUGACUUGGGAGUACCCCCACCUCUGCCCUCAUGUCAGUAUGACAUGGUUGGUCCGGAAGGUAUCGUUGAGUCUCAUCAGAUCACCAGAGACGGGAAAGCCGGUGCCGCCGAGGCUGUCGACUGUAAAUGGUACAUCCGCGCUCCGCCCCGUUCCAAGAUCUAUCUGCGCUUUCUGGACUAUGAGAUGGCAAACUCCAACGAAUGCAAGCGCAACUUUGUAGCAGUGUACGACGGGGGAAGCUCUGUGGAAGACCUGAAAAGCAAGUUCUGUUCGACCGUGGCCAACGACAUCAUGCUGGUGUCCACGCUGGGAGUUAUCCGGAUGUGGGCAGACGAGCUCAGCCGCAAAAGCCGCUUCCGCAUCCUUUUCACAACCUACCAAGAACCUCCAUGUGAUGCAGAUGCCUUCUUUUGUCACAGUAACAUGUGCAUUAACUACACUCUGGUGUGUAAUGGUAUGCAGAACUGUGUCUACCCCUGGGAUGAGAAUCAAUGCAAAGAGAAAACGAAUACCAAAUUCCUGGACAACCUGAACUCCUCCAACGGCGCCAUAAUCGGUGUGACUUGCUGCAUCGUCUUCAUCCUCCUGAUCGUCUCAGUGAUCGUUCAGAUAAAGCAGCCGCGUAAGAAGUACAUUUUGCGGCGAGAAGACUUCGACCCCACCAUGUUUCAGGAGGUCUUCGAGCCCCCCCACUACGAGCUAUGUACUUUACGGAGUGCCGCCACGCCCACGGCAGCCUCGGCGGAUUUGGUCGACUUGGCGGAGGACUUUGAGAACUACCACGCCCUGCGCCAGGCCUCCUCCCGCUGCAUCCACGACCACCACUGUGGCUCUCCCUCCUGCCCUGGCUCCGCGCACAUGUCGCAGCUGUCGCUCAGCGGGCGAGGGAGCCGGAGCAACUUAAGUGCCCGCGACUCGGGGGCCGCCGCAGCUCUGCUCGCAGACCUUCCGCAGCCGCCCAUGUCGGUGCGGCCCCUGCUGCCGGCCACGGGCAACCGCAGGAGCAUCUUGGUGAUGAAGCACAGCUACUCGCAAGAGGCGGCAGACAAUGGCUGCGACCUGGACGACGACCUGGAAGACGUUCCCACCACCAGCCACCGACUGUCGCGCCACGAAAAGGCAGUACAGCGAUACAUCAGACAGAUGCAUCAUUCUGCUGCAUCUUGCCAGGUUUGACAUCAUUUGGAGCUAAGGUUUCUCUCCUGUGUGCAUCCUGAGUGAUGAACUGUUGCCCUCAGUAACUUUACUGCUGUAGAGAGUUGUGUUCAGAAUAUAUUUUUUACGUUUAUGAUAAAGUUUUUUUUUCUUCCUUUUUCUUCUUCUUUGCCUUGGAUGAUAAAGGUGCAUUCUCCCCUUCCUGUGCCGCUCCACCCCAGGUUGGGGUUGAUGAGCAAUGGAGCAAUUGAUUUCAGAUCUUUUUAAGAAAAAAAAAAAAAA
Molecule: messenger RNA, 1450 nt
Organism: Fundulus heteroclitus (mummichog)
Lineage: Eukaryota; Metazoa; Chordata; Actinopteri; Cyprinodontiformes; Fundulidae
Product: neuropilin (NRP) and tolloid (TLL)-like 1, like
Exons: 7
Coding region: 56-1189 (377 amino acids)
Molecular function (GO): protein binding
Source: RefSeq, a predicted model, not a curated record